ACCCUGAGCCUGCAGUGGGAGCAGCUGGAGCUCCGGCACGGGUUAAUGGGAGGAGGUGGCCGGGGGUAACAGACCGUCUGCUGGGUGCCCAGGGCCAGUCACCUUUCUUCCUCCCCCUCGCAGGCCGAGUACCAUGAACCUGUGCGUCUGCCUGGGCCUGUGGCUGGGUGCUGCCCUGGGUAGCGGGCUGGGCCUAGCGAGAGGCCUGAGGCUGUCUGUGCUGUCCGAGGACCGGCUACAGAUGACGUGGAGGGAGGUGGAGGACAGUGGCCUUGGCUACCUGGUGCAGGUGAAGCCCAUGGCAGGGGACUCGGAGCUGGCGGUGAUGCUGACCACCAAGGCGCCCAAAGCGACAGUGGGCGGCCUGAGCCCCUCCACGAGGUACCUGCUGUGCGUCUUCACGCUCGCCCACUCGGGGAGGGCACUGCUGGCCAGGAGGGAGUUCAUGAUGGAGGACUUGAAGAGCCACUCUGUGGGCAGGAGCAGCUGGAGGCCAGGGGAGGCCCUGGAGCCCACUCCCCACCCAGUGGAGAACCCAGACCCCGGGCCAAGCCUCCAUCCUCCCAUCCCUGGAGUGCCCCGGCGGGAGCAGCCCACACAGGUGGUGGGGACUGCAUGGCCUGCUCCAGGCCCAGGGACACAGCGCCACAGCCCCGGCUCCAGGGCAGAGAGGGAGCAGUCUGGGGCACCCUUCCGCUGCACGCCCCCCGUGCCCACCGACAUGGUCUUGCUGGUGGAUGGGUCCUGGAGCAUCGGCCACAGCAACUUCCAGCUCGUCAAAGACUUCUUGGCCAGCAUCGUGUCCCCCUUCGAUAUCAGCCCCCAAAAGGUCCAAGUAGGCCUGACUCAGUACAGCGGGGACCCCCAGACUGAGUGGGACCUCAACUCCUUCAGCACCCAGGAGGAGGUGCUGCACGCCAUAGCCCACCUGCACUACAGGGGGGGCAAUACCUUCACAGGCCUGGCGCUGACCCAUGUUCUGGAGCAGAACCUACAGCCCUCGGCCGGGCUCCGCGUGGACGCAGCGAAAGUUGUGGUCCUGGUGACCGAUGGCAAGUCCCAAGAUGAUGCCCGCGCAGCCGCCCACGUCCUCAGGGAUCUGGGUGCAGAUGUCUUUGCAGUGGGUGUGAAGAACGCCGAUGAAGCUGAGCUGAGACUCCUGGCCUCACAGCCACUGGACAUCACGGUCCACAAUGUGCUGGACUUCCCCCAGCUCCGAACGCUGGCUGGCCUGCUGGGCCGCCUCAUCUGCCAGCGUGUCCAGGGCAGGGGCCUGCCGCCGGAGGGGCCAGUCACACCUGCUCUCUCUGCUCCGGACCUGGACCCGCUGCCUGCCCCCGCUGGCCUGACCCUGACCCAGGUGACUUCUGCCAGUGUCCGCCUGUCUUGGACUCCAGCCCCACGCCCACCCCUCAAGUAUCUGAUCGUGUGGCGUCCUUCCAAGGGCGGUGCUCCCAGAGAGGUGGUGGUGGAGGCCCCUACCUCAUCCGUGGAGCUCCGGAACCUGUCCUCCAGCACCAACUACUUGGUCUCUGUGCUCCCCGUGUACGCCGGAGGGGUUGGCGAGGGUCUCCGGGGCCUUGCAACCACAUUGCCUCUGCUCCCCCCACACGCACUGGCCCUGGCCACAGUGACACCCCACACCAUCCACCUCACCUGGCAGCCUGUGCCUGGGGUCACCCAGUACCUGGUGAGGUGUUUGCCCACCCCACCCAGGGGCGAGGAGGAGGGGAGAGAGGUGAGGGUAGAGCGGCCUGAGGCACUACUGGACGGCCUGGAGCCUGGUCGGGACUACGCCAUCUCCGUGCAGAGCCUGCAAGGGCCAGAGGCCAGCGAGGCCCAAGGCAUACAGGCCAGCACCUCAGCGCUGGCCCUCCCCCGACAUCUGGACUUUGAGAAUGUGACCCACGACUCGGCUCGUGUGCUCUGGGGAGACCUCCACAGGCCAGCCCGCCUCUGCCGGGUCACCUACCGCUCCAGGGAGGGUGGCUCCCCCGGGCAGGUGGAGGCUCCGGGGAACGCGUCCUCCAUCAUGCUGGGCCCACUCUCGUCUUCCACCACCUACACCGUCCGCGUCACCUGUGUCCACCCGGGGGGCGGCUUUUCCACGCUGAGCGGCCGCGUGACCACUCGGAGAGUCCCCAGCCCGAGCCAACUGGUGGUGACAGAGCUGCCCGGGGACAAGGUUCAGCUGGAAUGGGCAGCAGCGUCUGGCGUGCUGGUUCAUCAGAUCAAGUGGACGCCCCUGGGUGAUGGGCAGGCCCACGAGGUCUCGGUGCCUGGGACCCGCUGCUCAGCUGUCCUGCCUGGUCUGGGGAGGGUCGUGGAGUAUGACAUUACCAUCCUGGCCUACUACCGCGAUGGCGCCCGCAGUGACCCAGUGUCCUUGCGCUACACCCCCCUGCGCCGGAGCCCCCCGACCAACCUGGCCCUGGCCUCAGAGACGCCCAGCAGCUUGCAAGUCAGCUGGACGCCCCCCCAUGGCCACGUCCUCCACUACCGGCUCACCUACACACCAGCCUCUGGCUCAGGACCUGAGAAGUCGCUCUCUGUCCCAGGACUCAGGAGCCAAGUGACACUCUCAGACCUCCUGGCAGCCACCAAGUACAGAGUCCUGCUGUGGGCCGUCUACACGGCAGGAGAGAGCAUGGCUGCAUUGGCCACCGGCAGCACAGCGACCUGCCCAGCACUGCACCCGGAUGGCUCCCUCUCAGGCUUCGACCUCAUGGCGGCCUUCGGCCUGGUGGACAGGGAGUACGCUGCCCUCCGAGGGGUGGCCAUGGAGCCUUCUGCCAUCGGGGGCACCCAGACGUUCACCCUCUUCAAGGGCGCCCAGCUGACACGCCGCGCCAGCGACAUCCACCGCACCGCCCUCCCCCGGGAGCACACCGUGGUCUUCCUCCUGCGCCUGCUGCCUGAGACCCCACGGGAGCCCUUCUCCCCCUGGCAGAUGACCACCGAGGACCUCCAGCCCGCCGUCGGGGUCCUGCUGGACGCUGGCCGGAAGUCCCUCACCUACUUCAACCAUGACCCCAGGGCUGUCCUGCAGGGGGUCACCUUUGACCUGCCAGAUGUGAAGAAGAUAUUCUUUGGGAGUUUCCACAAGGUGCACGUGGCUGUGGGCCGCUCCAAGGUCCGGCUCUAUGUCGACUGCCGGAAAGUCGCUGAGAGGCCACUAGGGGAGGUGGCCAGCCCGCCCACCACUGGCUUCGUCAUGCUGGGGAGGCUGGCCAAGGCCAGGGGAGCCCGGAGCAGCUCAGCCGCGUUCCAGCUCCAGAAGCUGCAGAUUGUCUGCAACGACUCCUGGGCCGAAGGGGACCGAUGCUGCGACCUGCCAGCCCUGAGGGGUACCGAGAGCUGCCCUACCCCCACGUCGGCCUGUAUCUGCUCUUCGGACACCCCUGGGCCUCCAGGACCCCAAGGACCUCCCGGACUCCCCGGGAGGGAUGGCACUCCAGGAGAGCAGGGCUUCCCAGGGCCCCAGGGUGAUCCCGGACUACCUGGACAGAUAGGGCCUGAAGGUCCUGGAAGCCAGCAGGAGUCUCCUGGGACCCAGAGCCGCACAGUCCAGGGCCCUGUGGGUCCACCUGGGGUCAAAGGGGAGAAAGGGGACCAUGGACUGACAGGCUCACAGGGCCCUUCUGGUCCCCAGGGUCACCCUGGGAGAGCUGGCCUCCAAGGACCAAAGGGAAUGAGAGGACUGGAGGGCACUGCUGGGCUGCCUGGGCCCCCCGGCCCCAGGGGGUUCCAGGGCAUGGCAGGUGCCCGGGGGACUGUUGGGGAGCGAGGACCCCCAGGAUCUGUGGGACCCACGGGGCUGCCAGGGCCGAAAGGGGAGCGAGGGGAGAAGGGCGAGCCACAGUCCCUCAUGGCCAUCUAUCAGCUGGUGAGCCAGGCCUGUGAGGCGGCGAUUCAGACUCACGUGCACCAGCUGGACACCGUCCUCCGCAGGGAGCCCAGGCCCCCCAGGCCCAUCUUCGAGGGGGUGACCCGACCGGGCCAGCCUGGAGGAGGAGUCCAGCACCACACCCCCGAGGACAGAGGACUGCCCCCGUGCCACCCUGCCUAGCUGCACUGCCAUGGGCAGCAAGUGGCCACAUCAGGGGUCCAGAGCCCCUCCCCCGUGUGCACUCUGAACACAUAAACUUCCUAUGCCAUGGU
Messenger RNA from Echinops telfairi (small Madagascar hedgehog), 4161 nucleotides. RefSeq names its product collagen type XX alpha 1 chain (gene COL20A1). The transcript has 36 exons. The record is from RefSeq and is a predicted model, not a curated record. NCBI's taxonomy places the organism in Eukaryota, Metazoa, Chordata, Mammalia, Afrosoricida, Tenrecidae. Gene Ontology annotation, molecular function: protein binding. Bases 134 to 4069 code for a protein of 1311 amino acids.